AUGUUAUUCCUAGCGCCGCGCAAACAUCUGUUUGCCACCAACCUGAUCAUCCUGCUGAUGAUCUACGUGAUGCGCAAGUGCCUGCAGCUCUUCUGCAUCAUCGAGAACCGCGCCGUCCAUCCGGCAGAGGAGGAAGAGGAGGUGGUCAAGUUGCCGGAAAGGGAGAUCCUCCAGAAGCGCCGCGGCGGCUUCACCAUCAUCCCAGCUGCCAUGCACCAGAGCAUGCACGGCUUUGGCUACGGCGAGGGUCACUACCAGAUCUUCGUGGAGAAGAAGGAGCGCAACCUGCCCACCAAAUCGCGCCUCAACGCGGCCACUGCCGAAGUCAAGCUGAAUCCCAAUUAG
Drosophila teissieri is the source of this 345-nucleotide messenger RNA. RefSeq lists its product as uncharacterized. The transcript has a single exon. Lineage: Eukaryota; Metazoa; Arthropoda; Insecta; Diptera; Drosophilidae. The record is from RefSeq and is a predicted model, not a curated record. Bases 1 to 345 code for a protein of 114 amino acids.